Messenger RNA from Mus musculus (house mouse), 6114 nucleotides. RefSeq names its product Fas binding factor 1 (gene Fbf1). Bases 1795 to 5016 code for a protein of 1073 amino acids. The transcript is spliced from 30 exons. The record is from RefSeq and is a predicted model, not a curated record. Gene Ontology annotation, biological process: establishment of epithelial cell polarity; cilium assembly; apical junction assembly. Lineage: Eukaryota; Metazoa; Chordata; Mammalia; Rodentia; Muridae. Gene Ontology annotation, cellular component: keratin filament; ciliary basal body; apical junction complex.
GAGCUUACCCUAGCCCAAGAAUUCACUAUAUAUAUCAUUCAAGCUGGCCCCUAACUCAGCAAUCCUGCUUCAGCCUCCCAAGUGCUGGGAUUGCAGGGAAGAUGAGCUUGCUGGGCAAGAAUACACAUGACUGGACAGUGCUGUGAGGAGCUGCAGAGAGCCCCGAAGCCCAGGAUGGUAGGCAGAGUACAGCACUAGACACAUGAAGAUAGACACGAUGCACCCCACCCCAUGCCACCCGACCCUCAUCAUCCUGGCUGCAUAGAAUAGAAGCUCUGUGGCAAGGACCAGCGCUGGUCCCAUGCCAGGGCAACAUUAGGAAAAUCAAGCAACUGAGCUGGGCCUUUCAUCCUAGAACGUAGAGGCAGAGACAGGCAGGCGGAUCUCUUGUGAUUCCAGGACAGCCUGUUUUGACGUGGCAAGCUCUGGGCCAGUAGCUACAUAGGGAGGACCACCCCCCACCCCCCAAAACAAAAUGAAACAAAACAAAACAACCCUGCCAAACCGUUAAGCAAUGAGCAAAGUUUCUCUUGAGCCUCAAUUUUUGUUGUUUUGUUGAGGCCGGGUCUCACUGUUGCUCUGUCUGGCCUAAAAUUGUUAUGUAGAAGACCAGGCUGGCCUGGCAUUCAUAGAAAUCCCCCUGCCUCUGAAUCCUAAGUGCUGGAAUUGAAGACGAGAGCCAUGUUGGCCUAUAUCUUGAGCCUCUGAGUCCUCUGAAUUUUGUGCCAGAAACAUUUUUUUUCCAUUAAUUUAUUAUUCACUUUCUAUCCCAAGCCCAGGUACUCCUCCCUCACACAGCCCCUCCUCCUUGAACUCUGAGAAAGGGGAGGUCUUCUGUGGGUACCACCUCAUCCUGUCAUAUCAAGCCACUGCAGGACUAGGCCAGUCCUCUCCCACUGAGGCCAGACAAGGCAGCUCAGUUAGGGGAAGAGGAUUCACGGGCAGGCAGUGGAUUCAGGGACGGACCUCUGAUCCAGUUGUUGGCGGACACUGGUAGUGUUUUUAGACAUCCUUCAGACGUCUACACAGAACAGAAGAAAGCAUUCUGGUCAUUGCGUCUGUCUGGGAGGCUUUUGUGUGUAAUAUCUGUAACCCAGAGGAGAGGCGUCCGUCCGCAGCUAGACUCUGCUGUAAAGACUGUUUCUGGGUUCUGAGUAAAUUGAUUUUUUGAAGCUGCAGGAAAACAGAACUGAUUUCAUCUGUAAGUGCUCCUUCCUCUGGGAGCCUAGAGAAGGGCAAAGCAUAUGUCUUGCCCAGUUCUAACACAGGCUCACAGUUGGAUUUUGUUGAUGUUAUUUCCCCCCCUCCCCCAUUUUAGGCACUGAGAACCAAGAAAGGAUUGAAAGGGUCCAUUGAGGAUGUCCUUGGAGACCUCCUGGGAGAUGACACGUGAUGCCUGUGCUGGUCUUGAGCUCACGGUGGCCCAGAGAGCCUCUGAGCCUCUGUUCCUUCCAGAGCAGCCGUGAGCACAGGCCUGUGCCACCAUGCCUAGCUCUUCCCGUCUUGGCCACGCCCUACCUGAGUGGCUGUGAUUCUGCUGCUGAGUGUCUUCCCAUGUGACACUUGUGACGCUUUUUGUCGUCUUUGGAGACGCGUCUGUUCAGAGGCUUUGCUGCAACACCACCUGAGAAGCCUGCUGAGCCAGCUUCCCAUGCCAAAGACACAGCGAGCUCACCUCAGUGGCAGGCUUCAAAGGCAAAGUUCCUCCCAAAAGACAGCGUUGAAGGACUGGCAGGAGCUGAUGCUGAGGCCUCCAGCGUCUCGGAUGCAGACCCACAGGUCUUCCUGCAGAACAUGAAGGACUUGGACAGCAUGGACGAUGAUCUCUUUGGUCGGAUGAAGUCUCACCAGCCCUCCGGCAAAGGAGCUGCAAAGGGUCCUGGGAAAGAAGGACCUAGCAAUCACAAGCCUGCUGGCACAUUAACAGCUAAUGAGAAAGGGUACACCAUGCCCACUAAGAAGCCACCACCAUCUUCCAGCAAGACUGGGCUUCAGUAUAAGAAGUUCUCCUUUGAAGACUUUGAAGACCCACUGGCAGGACUUCUCUCUGAUGAGGAAGAAGAAACCGCCACGAAGCUGCCUGCAGUGGAGAGGAAACCUGCUCCCAAGAGCCCGGGCGCAGCAGCAGGCCAAGGUCCUUCUGUUCCUCUGACCCCUGGGGAUACGCCCAUCAGGAAGAAAGAACUGCUCUUUGAUGAAGGGGAUGACAUCAUGACUACUCUGGGCUUUGAAGACAGCCCCAAGGCAGAGAGGAAGAAGACAGGAGACCAGGAAGGGCCACUCCCUGCUCGCUCCAAGCUGGAUGAACUGCUGGGUCGGGGUACAGCAGCCAAGCUCCUCACUCGCCCAGGCACUGGGGAACGCAGAGAGUUCCAGUUAGACAAGAAGUAUCAGAAGAUGGGAGGGGAGGAGUCUGUACCAGCUAGAGACAAGGAAGACAGCUGGGAUGACGAGACCCUCACCUUUGGGGCUUACAAGCCUACCGUGGCCUCCUCUGAGGGCCGCCAGUCCCGCAGGCAGUCAGUCAGCAGGUUCUUGGGAGAAGGAGGCCCAGACCCUAAGGGAGAAAGCCUAGGCUUCAAACAGAGCUCUCCACCAGCCUCCAGUCCUAUCCACCCCAGGAAAGGAGGAGCUGACUGGUUAGGCCUUAAGGACAAUGACCUGGACCUGCUGUCUCCCUCUCCUGUUCAAAAGGCCCAACAGGAAGACUCACCCAUGACACCCUCUCUCCUGCCUCCUACAAACCAGCCCUCAGCCCCAGAGCCACAGUCUGCCCCAACUGGACUUCCCUCAGCAGCAAAGCCACCAGCCAAGGGUGCAAGACCCUCUCUCAAAGCCAGCCAGGCCUCCUCACCAAAAGCAUCUGAGGAGAAAGAAGAUGACUGGUUAAGCCAUGUCAUAUCUCAGAAGAAAUCCCAAAAUCUAGCCAGAGAAGAGCGUGCGGGGCCCCCUAAGGACCUGGCCUCGCUGGGGUCACUGGGUCAGACCCCUUCUGGCAGCCUGCCUGUUGCUCAGGUCCUUGAGCAGGCCCCUGCUGGAGAAGCCUCGAAACCAACUACACAAGGAAUGGCGGCUGUCAGGCCUGGUGUCACAGGGUCCUCCAUGAGUUGGAGCCAAGCCACUACUGUUCUCCCUGUAGAUGACCCCAAGAAAGGAGCAGCCUCUGCCUCUGGGGACUUCUCUAGCAGAGAGCCUGCGGUUUACAUUCCACACUCCCAGGAACCUACGGGGCUCUCUGUGCCUAUCCAGACCCUCCUCCCAGAGUCCAUGAUGCAGAGUCUGCUGCCAGGCUCAGGAUACCAGAAGCAGCUCCUGGCCGCCCAGGGGCAGCUGCAGAGUAGCACUGCCCAGCUUCAGGUUGAGCUGCUGCAGAGCCAGACCAAGCUGUCAGAGCUGGAGGCCCAGGUGCGCAAGUUGGAGCUGGAGCGGGCCCAGCACAGGAUGCUGCUGGAGAGUUUGCAGCAGCGACACCAGGCAGACCUGGAGCUCAUCGAGGAUGCACAUAGAAGCCGUAUCAAGGUGCUAGAAACAUCCUACCAGCAGCGGGAGGAGCAGCUGCGCAGAGAGAAGGAGGUGCUAUCAGCUCAGCAUGCGUCAUAUUGCCGAGAAGCUGAGCAGGCCAGGGCUGAGCUCGUAGCCCAGCACCAGCGGCAGAUGGCCAUGGCUGAACAGGAGAGGGACCAGGAGGUUGCCCGGCUCCGGGAGCUUCAGCAGGCAUCCAUCCUGGAGAUGCGCAAGGAUCAUGAGCACCAGCUGCAGCGGCUGAAGAUGCUGAAGGACCAGGAGAUUGAUGCUGUCACCAGCGCUACCUCCCAUACUCGGUCCCUGAAUGGCAUCAUCGAGCAGAUGGAGAAGUUUUCCAGCAGCUUGAACACGCUGUCCUCCCGCGUGGAGGCCUCGCACCUUACCACCUCACAGCAACGAGAGCUGGGGAUUCGGCAGCAAGAUGAGCAAUUGCGAGCUCUGCAGGAGCGGCUGGGCCGACAGCAGCGAGACAUGGAGGAAGAGCGGAACAGGCUACAGGAGGUCAUCGGGAAGAUGGAAGUACGCCUGAGUGAGCAGAGCCGGCUCCUGGAACAGGAACGUUGGCGGGUGGCCGCCGAGAAGACUAAGGCAGAGUCAGCCCAGCGCACUCUGGAGGAGCAAAGGAAGAUCAUGGUCCAGCAGAUUGCCAUGGAGAGGGAGGAGCUGGAGAGAGCCAAGAGCGCCUUGCUGGAGGAGCAGAAGUCAGUCAUGAAUAAGUGUGGGGAGGAGCGGCGGCGCCUGGCAGCAGAGUGGGCUGAGUAUUUCACACAGCAGAAGCUGAGUAAGGAACGGGCGGAGCGUGAGGCUGAGAGGGCGAUGCAUGCAGACUCCCAGCGGGAGGGCACCAUCAUCAGCCUGACCAAGGAGCAGGCGGAGCUGACAGUUAGGGCCUGUGAGCUCCGGGCCAAGGAGGAGAAGCUGCUUGCUGAGAGGGAGGCUUUGGAGAGAGAGCGCCAAGAGCUCCGGCUGGAGAAGGACAGGUUACACAAAGCCAGCCUGCGCCUGCAGGCCCGUGCACAGGAGGUGGAACACAUGAGUAAGGUAGCCUCCAAGAAAUACGAGGAGGGGGAGCAGGCCUUGCAGGAGGCGCAGCAGAUGCAGAAUGAGCAGCAGGGCCGGCUGCAGGUGGUCCAGCGGCAGCAGGAGUGGCUGCGGCAGCAGGAGCAACGUGUGCACCAGGAGCACCUGAGCCUGGCACAGCAGAGGCUGCAGCUGGACCGCGUGCGGCAGGAAGUGCCUGCUAGCCUUCCGGGGCUGCCCCCCAGGGUUCAGGGCCCGGCAGCCUCCAGCCGGGAUGCUGUCCAGGCCCCCGCUUCCAGCAGUCCUCAGUGUAGCCAGCCAGCUGCUGCCCAGGUGCCCACACACCUUCUUGCCAAGCUGCUGCUGCUAAAGCAUACAGCAGAAGAGGACCACGACUUCUUGGAGAAUGAACAGUUCUUCCUGGAGACUCUGAAGAAAGCACCCUAUAAUAUGGCGUACCAUUCUGCCUGAAAAUGCCCCGUGCUUCCUCAGCGGGCAUCUGGCCUGGAGUGCUCGCCCACUGCUGACCAGCUCCAAUCUGUGAGAAAGGCUCCCAGCAAAGUACUGCACUGCUUGCCCAGAGCCUGAUUACAACUUCUUGUAUGGACAGGGUAUCUGUGUGUUCUUCCCAGGCGCUCUGACCUGCAGCUUAGAGGCAGCAGGUGCCUCCCCAGGGAGCAGUGACAGUAAGACCAUCUUAGCACCCAUCAUAGUAAGACCCCCGCUCAUCACUGCCUUCCACGGCAGUCACUGGGGUCUUUAUGCCUGGGCUACUUUAGAGGCAGGAACCUAUUUCAGGACAGUAGGGUCAUACACCAUGAACAGCCUUUGCUUUCAAUGAGAGGUCCUUCAAAUGGGAAUAGGGAGAAGAGCCUUCUAGCUGAGAGUGGGAGGCCUGGCCAGGGACAAGGAUGGCACUGCUGAGGCACACCAUGCCCAGAUGGAUUGAUUCUGGGGCUUGAAUAUGUCCGGGCUUCACCCAGCCCUUCAUCUCACCCUCGGGUAGCUCACACACAGCUCCAUUACUCCCCAGUGACUCAGCAUUACUCCCCAGUGACUCAGCAUUACUCCCCAGUGACCAGCAUUACUCCCCAGUGACCAGCUAACUCAGCAGCAGCACUGGUUUCUCCCGCCCCCUCCAGGUUCCCUCCAGAGGUGGGGUGGGGAGCUGUAGGAGUAGAGGGGUGUGUGGAGAAGCAGAGGAGGAAGGGAGAUUGUGAGAGCUAGAGACUGCCUGAAGACUAGGAAGGAGCCCUGGGGCCAGGCUGCUGCUCCUCCCGUAUGAAAAGUGCCAAGACCCUCUAGUAGGGUAUCAGGAGACGGCCUCGGAAGGGAAAUGAUCCAGCAGACCCAGCACACAGAGAAUCUGCUGUUCCUACACAGCAGCUUCCAUUCAGGAGCACUUCCUCCCUUCCCAGCUGAGAGGGUGUGUCCACAGAAGCAGGGGGGAAGAGGAGGGGCACACCAGAGGGUCAGAGGGUAGGGCACCGCUGCUCUGCCCCUCAGAACCUCUCCUGGAGACACCUGAAACCUUGCUAUCCGACCCAUUAAACUGUUGUAUUGUUUCGA